GCACAACCUGCUGGAACGAUGGGUCGUCCUGGAUAUCCUCCUAUGCGCCCUCCACCCUACAAUCCUAGACCAUACGGUGCUCGUCCACCUGGGCCUAUUGUACGUCGCCCACCUUCUGGACCUCCUAUACUUCGUCCACUUCCUGGACCUUCUGUACCUCGUCCACUUCCUAAACUUGGACUUGUAAAUUCUGGAAAACGAUAAUUCAAAU
Belonocnema kinseyi is the source of this 211-nucleotide messenger RNA. Its product is annotated as basic proline-rich protein-like. NCBI's taxonomy places the organism in Eukaryota, Metazoa, Arthropoda, Insecta, Hymenoptera, Cynipidae. The transcript has 2 exons. The record is from RefSeq and is a predicted model, not a curated record. The coding region runs from base 19 to 204 and encodes 61 amino acids.